UCGCCUGUUGCUCAUGCAAUUUGGAUCCCUCAUUUUCGUUCUAGCAUGAACAGCACUGAUCGAAGAGUCCCAUUAUCCAACAAGGUCCGGAAAGGGGAGCGGGCAGCAUAACUUUCAUCCAUCUCCACAAUCAUUUAUUUUUAGGAAAGUGGUCAAUUUAUGUGUGCGGAUGCUUGUUCAUUAGAUUGAUUAAUUAGCCUAAACAAUAUGAAACAAAUCUUAAUGAUGUCUUGGUUUGUUUUAUAUGUUAAAUAGGAUUAGUAUCUAUUGUAGCUUACAAAAAGUUCAAAAAUUUUGGCAGUGAAAGGAUUGACAGGGAAAGUGAAAGCAUGGAUAUUGGGUGUCCUCAAGAGUGACAGUCCACACUUGGAUUUUUUCGUUGGUACUGAUGCUGCGAUACUAAUGACUAGAUUUGCUAUUUCACGUAUGAUCCCAUCUGAUGGUGCGCAUGCGCUCAGUGAAGAUGAGGAGACCAAAAGAAUGCUCAUUUUAUCUGGUUACGCUUGGAUCACAUUUUUGGUCUCCUCACUGGGUUUAAGGAGCAUUAGACUCUGGUACUUUGGGGUUCCAUUCUGGAAUUUUUCCCGUUACUGGUACCGUGAGUUUCCAUUCUGGAAUUCUUCCACUUAUCAUGAGGAAGGAACACUCCCGGAAGAAUUGGUUGCUCUCAAACAUGGGACUCUGAAGUUAUUGAAGAAUAGGGAUAAAAAAGUCCUAGAAGAAUUGGUUUCUCUCAAACAUGGUGACUUUGUCGUUAUUGAAGUAUAUGGAAGUGAUAAUUGUUCAUCUUAAGAGGCAUAUAUGUAUCGCUUAUUUUGCUUGGUAGGGUUUAAGAAAAACUAUAUCAAACAUGGUGACUUUGAUGUUAUUGAAGUAUAUGGAUAAAAACGAAGUGAUAAUUUUGCAUCUUAAGAGGCAUAUAUGUAUAAUUUGUUUUGCUUAGUAGGGUUUAAGAAAAACUAUAUCUUAAUUGAACCGGUGAUAUCUUAUUCUUUUUAGUUUAAUUAUAUGAAGUUGACAUGAA
Molecule: messenger RNA, 1024 nt
Organism: Olea europaea var. sylvestris
Lineage: Eukaryota; Viridiplantae; Streptophyta; Magnoliopsida; Lamiales; Oleaceae
Exons: 2
Coding region: 403-792 (129 amino acids)
Source: RefSeq, a predicted model, not a curated record